Messenger RNA from Closterium sp. NIES-67, 2470 nucleotides. NCBI's taxonomy places the organism in Eukaryota, Viridiplantae, Streptophyta, Zygnematophyceae, Desmidiales, Closteriaceae. The record is from the annotation of a GenBank genome assembly.
CUGCCUCCCAUAUUGUUGCCCACAUGUCAUCCUAGUGCAUAGUAGUUCCUGAGUCAGGUGUUCCAUUUCGAUUAUGUAGGGACGUUGUCAUUGUGGCAAGCCGUUUACACCACGAUUGAUCCUCUUCAAUUCCCCAUCUAGCUCUAGCCAGAACGCUAAAUUGUCAGCUCGCAGCGCAAAGAUGCGCCUGGUGAUCCUUCGACUACACACGUAGCCAAUUUCUUAGGUCAGUUUCAGAUGGCUCUUGGCGAUCGCGGGGGGCGCGAACGCUUUCCGAGUCCGCCUCACCGUCAUCGCUACUUUCUCAGGAUCCCUCGCGCGAGCUGUUCAUUCCUAUGGUUAAGUUCUCCCGUCCUUCGGCUGCUCAUCCUGGUGACCACUGUCCGCAGUGGCAUGAUGCAAGGAAUCCAGGUGGAAGCUUCCUCGUCGUACAAUGACGUGAUCGACGAGUCUCCCCGCCUUCGCCUGGACCACGAGCGAGACUUCAUAUCUCACGAGCUCGUCCCCCCCACCGCCGCAUCAGCUGGCGUGGACCCCUCCGCCGGUCCUUAUCCUUCCGAACGCGAUCAUUACCCCUCUGCGUCAUCCGAUCCUACCAGUUCGGACUCAAUGGACGAUUCCUGGGCUGACGAUAAUUUCGACACCAGGUGCGCGCCCAAUGCGAGUCCGGCGUCGCUGGUACCGCAGCUUCGGUCGGACGACGAGUGCGUGGCGGAGCUCGCGACCUUCCCCGCGCUCGACGUCAAGCAGCGCCACGUGCGCGUCUUCGCGUGCCUGGCGCACCGCUACCUGCAGCCGUGGAUGGGCAUUCCGGGGAUCCAGGAGGGGCUGGGAGCCCGAGGCAUGAUCGCGCCGGGUCUGCUGAAAGCCAUGGGGAAGAUCGGCGGAGUGAUGUCGUGCUCCGGGCACGUGCGCAUAGUGAAGGGCGCCAUCUACUUCCGGUACGGGGGGUUCGAGUUCGAGUGGUACCGCAUGCGGCGCUUCGUGCUGUCCAUCCUGAUGAUCCAGGACGCCAUCCGCACGUACGGCCUCUCGUCGCUCAGCGCCGAGUUCUUCCUCAACACCUGCGACCUCCCCGCCAGCACUGCGGGGUCGCGCGCCAACGAGAAGGCGGGGCUGCCCAUCUUCAGCCCGCAGGGCUCGCUAGGGUUCGUCGACAUUCUCUACCCCGACCCCGUCGACCUCUCCAUGCACUACUACAGCGAAAAGAGCGCCAUGUUGCCGUGGGAGCGGAAGAGGAGCAAGGCAGUGUUCAGAGGAGCUGCCACUAAUUUCAAGAUCAGACGGCCGUACCAGUGGAGAGGCAGCCCCAGAUUCAGACUGCACCGCAUGUCCGACGUGCGGCCUGAUUUGCUGGACGCCCGCAUCAUGAAGCUCAACGCAGCAGGAUACAGAGACCUUCUGAAUAAGGACAAGAUUGUGAAGGGCAAGGCGUUCAACAGGUCGCAGUUGCAGUCGUUUAAGUACGAACUGGUUGUGGACGGUGGCUCAGGGACCUGCCGCACAUGUGGAGUCAUGUCUAGUGACCAACUGAUGAUAAAGCAGACGUCAGAGCUGUACCAGUUCUUUGGCCCUCUGCUCUGCCCCUUCCGCCAUUACCUGCCCACGGCCCGCUACUUCGCGGACCUCUUUUCUCGCGUGGAGUGGGCUCGGGACAAUGACCAGCAAGCGCAGAUGAUAAACAAGGCGGCCAACAAAGUUGCAAGCACUGCCUGCACCUGGGAGGGACGGCGACUGUAUUGGGCCAUUCUGCUUAUCAAAUAUUCUGAGAGUGCCAUGGAGGACUCCAGCCAGGUCAAGGUGCCCGAUCAGCUGUUUGAAUGUAAAAACCUACCGAAGCAGCAGGACAUUGAACCGCCACACUCUUCCCUGGACAUCAAAUCGACCCCUCCUCUCUGGCCUGCAUACUGCAAUUCGCCUGAAGAGGAUGCCAACCAAUCCCCAUGUGCGCACUUUUGUGAAGGCAAGCUGGCUGAGAGCAAGUGGAAGUGGCUCACACCAGACGUCUUCAAGGGCCUCAAGGCGUUUCAUCCACCAAAAUGAGCCACGUAGCAGCCCGCUGUGCGCCCUGCAGCGCUAUCAUCUACCAUUCUUUUUUGAAACGGCUCAAUAAUAAUUCUUGGAAGACGUACCUCACUGAAGUGAAGACUCUUUAAGUCGCCAUGGAAGUGAACUCCCGGGUGCUAUAUUAUGCAACAGCAUUUGGUUUUGCCAAUGCUUGGGCAAAUCAGAACAAUCCAACUUACACAUGUGCCAUGCGCCACAUCAGUAUCAGGAGCACAUGCAACACAUGCCAGACAGCCCGAAGUUGUGGAGUGACAACAAGAUGAUAGGUUGGGCAAGAAGGCGGUCUUUAUGGUGAGUCCAGGAGUGGCCAUGAUGUGCCAACAAUUGGCAGUUUUGAGCAUGUGAGAUUGGGGCAUGACAUGAAAGUAGUUUUGAAUGUGUGAGAUUGGAGUUUAGUUACAGG